AUGGUUCUCACGAAAGUGAUAACGUUUCUUGUUCUCUUCGUCUCUAUCUCACCGUCCUUGGCGCAGUCCAAAGAUGGUGGACAUGUCUCCUUACAAGUCUCGCAAACGGGUCUUGACUUCGCUAAAGACUUCCUCAUCCAGAAGGUGAUAUCCACGUCUCUUCCGCUUCAGCUACCUGAGAUAGAGAAGAAGGUUAAGAUCCCUUUGAUAGGGAAAGUAAGGAUGGGUCUGUCCAAUAUCAAGAUUUACGCGGUCGAUGUUCAGUCAUCGAAGGUCGAGACUGGAGAAGGUGGACUCGUUUUGAGUGUUUCAGGGGCAACAGCAAAUGUGAGCAUGGAUUGGUCGUAUGCUUAUAAAGCGUCCUUCUUUCAUAUCUCUGAUCAUGGUGCUGCUUCUGUUAAGGUUAAAGGAAUGGAUUUGAAAAGCACUGUCACUUUGGUUGGUGAUAAAGGAAGUCUAAAGAUUGCUUCAAGGGAUAGUGAUUGUAAGGUGAAGAGCAUUGGUAUUCAUGUCAAUGGUGGUGCUUCUUGGCUGUAUCAAGGGGUGGUUGAUGCAUUUGAGAAGAAGAUUAUUUCAACUGUUGAAGAGACUGUUUCUAAUAAGAUUUUGGAGAAAAUGAAGAAGCUUGAUGCUAAGUUGCAAUCACUUCCAAAAGAGGGAAAAAUUGAUGACAAUGUUGCAGUGAACCUCACUUUUACAGGAAACCCUGUGUUGGAUAAUUCUUCUGUUGAAGUUGGAAUUAAUGGUUUGUUCAUGGCAAAUGGUGAUGGUGUUAAAGUUUCAGGAUUUCAGUCUUCUUCCUCCUUUCCCAAAGUUAAAAGAAUGAUGGGAAUUGCAAUAAAAGAAGAAGUUUUCAACUCUGCAACACUUGUCUACUUCAUUGCAAAGAAGAUGCAUCUGGAUAUCGAGCAAACGAAGAACGGGUCAGCUCUAAGCACAUCUGACUGGAAACUCAUACUUCCAGAACUCUACAAACAAUAUCCAGAUGUUAAAAUGAUGCUUAACAUGUCUGUAACUUCUCCUCCUGCCGUUAACAUCACAGAGAAUGGCAUUGAUGGUACGAUUAAUCUAGAGAUAUCAAUCCAUGUCAAAAACUCUGGAGUAGUCCUACCCGUAGCACGCUUAUCAACGGCUAUGAGUGUUGCGGGUACUGCGGAAAUAGCAGAGAAUAAUUUAGCAGGUAGCCUUAAGUUAAAAGGUUUCAAUGCAACGAUGACGUGGAGUAAACUUGGAGAUCUUCAAGCGAACUAUAUUCAGGAUGUGGCGUCGACGAUUCUUGAAUCUUUGUUUUUGCCGUACGUAAACACACGCCUUAAGAGAGGUUUCCCUUUGCCGUUUACGCAUGGUUUCAAGAUCAAAAACACAGAGAUUGUGUAUGUUGAAAAUGGUGUUAUGGUCUGCAGUGAUGUAGCCUCUGGUAAGAUAAUAACGGUUUCUCAAGAUUAG
Molecule: messenger RNA, 1446 nt
Organism: Eruca vesicaria subsp. sativa (arugula)
Lineage: Eukaryota; Viridiplantae; Streptophyta; Magnoliopsida; Brassicales; Brassicaceae
Source: the annotation of a GenBank genome assembly